Messenger RNA from Lichtheimia ornata, 3633 nucleotides. RefSeq lists its product as uncharacterized. Gene Ontology annotation, molecular function: D-type glycerophospholipase activity; phosphatidylinositol binding. The record is from RefSeq and is a predicted model, not a curated record. The coding region runs from base 1 to 3633 and encodes 1210 amino acids. Gene Ontology annotation, biological process: cell motility; intracellular signal transduction; phosphatidic acid biosynthetic process. NCBI's taxonomy places the organism in Eukaryota, Fungi, Mucoromycota, Mucoromycetes, Mucorales, Lichtheimiaceae. The transcript has 18 exons.
AUGUCAAACGCCGUUCCGGAUACCGCGUAUUGUUAUUUACAUCGACGCCCUGCAACGCGUGAACCACAUUCUUCUGGUGAACCAGCCACACGGGAUAGCGCCAUCGAUGUUGAUCAUUCAUACAACAUGUGGAAAAAGGCGCUGAGUCAUCUUGCUCACGACGCUACUACUGCCACAACGGGUCAUCGUUGGCACCGUCAUUCUCGUCAACAAGUGGAUGAUCAAGAAGAUGAUCAACUACCAUCAACAGCGGAUCUUGAGCGUAUGGAACAAGAACAUCCUGAGGAAGAAGAUAAUUUCUUUGCACACCCGUUCCCACAAGAAAUGCCGAUGCCGAUGCCAGUGGCUGCAGCACCAGCCAUGGCACCCAUGCCACGCGCCAAGUUUGCCCAUAUUUCUGUACCUGAGGAUGAAUCUUCCAAUGAUACGGCUCCACCACAAGUAGAAGAAGGCGAAGCUUCAGGUGAUGGACAAGAAGCACGUAAUCACUGGGGGAAAAUGGUUGACAAGAUCAAGUUGAUAUCCAAUAUCCAAACGUUUUCGGGUCGUGAAACGGUCACCACAUCGAUUGCGCCUUAUUAUUCACCUCUUUUUGAGCCUGCCUUUAUCGCAUUUACCAAGGAUGAAUAUGGUCGUCGAAUGCCUCCCAUCAUGCCUCCGAUGAUUUCGGUUUCCGUGACAGAUUCCGAGUACAUUAGCAGCCUUAGUCAAUGGGUGUUUCGAGUCGAGUUGCAGUAUGGCGAUAUCAAAUGGGUCAUCAAACGCACCAUUUCCGAUUUUGUGACAUUGCACUACACGCUCAAGCUCAAAUCAAGCGUAUCUGAUUAUGUACCAGCACCACCCGCUUUUCCGGAUGCAUUGGCUAGUUUGUUCAACUCGGCAAAAACCAAUCUCGGCUUAGACCGCCUCGAAGAUGAAGUGCCUGAAGAAAAUGAGGAUGAGGAGGAUGCGGAGCGUAAAAAAGAAGCGGCGCUUUCACGUCGUGUUGCAUUGACAGAGUACUUGCGUGAUCUCGUGGAUAGAGCACACAUGCUUGUCAGCUAUGAUGUGUGCGAGUUUUUCGAAUUGUCGGCUGUCAGUAUUGUGCAAGAUAUGGGCUGGAAAGGAAAAGAAGGCUUCCUGGAAAACCGGGUGCGUAUCUCCAAUCCCAACAUGUGCCAUUUGUGGAAGACGGACCGGUGGAACAAGGAAUGGGUGUUGUUGCGAGAUUCUUAUGUUGCCUUUUGUGACGAUAUUGCAUCACCCACGCCAUCUGACGUCUUGUUGCUUGACAACACUUUCACCGUGAAACUAUCCGAGCCGGGUCUUUUUAGAAGCCAUCAUAUGACCUUGUCAACACGAUAUCGUGAAAUCGAAAUCAAGGGCAGCCAACGCGAGGUUGAGGAAUGGAUGGAAAGUAUCGAAAAGGUGAAACAAGAUAGCCCCUGGAUCAAGAAGCAUCGUUUUGGAUCAUUUGCACCUAUUCGCCACAAUGCCAAGGUUAAGUGGUUUGUGGAUGGUGAAAAUCAUUUCAAUGCCGUUGCUGAAGCAAUUUUGGCUGCCAAGACCGAGAUUUACAUUACGGAUUGGUGGUUGACGCCCGAAUUGUACCUCCGUCGCCCACCAGAAAAGAAUGAAGAAUUUCGCAUUGAUCGAUUACUCAAACGAAAGGCCGAGGAAGGCGUCAAGGUGUAUAUCAUUGUUUACAAGGAGAUGUCUUUGGCUUUGACAAUCGAUUCAGCACAUACCAAACAAUGGCUUCAAAGUCAACAUGAAAACAUCAUAGUGCAGCGCCAUCCGGAUAGACGACCUUUUGAUAGCCGUGAUUCCAUUCUUUUCUGGUCUCAUCAUGAGAAAAUUGUCGUUGUCGAUAAUCGUUUAGCUUUUAUUGGAGGAGUUGACCUGUGCUUUGGUCGUUACGAUACCCAUGCCCAUCGUCAUGCCGAUUACCCGGCAAAAGGACAUCAAUACAAAAUCUUCCCCGGUCAAGAUUAUUCGAGUCCACGUGUUAAGGAUUUUGCUGAUGUUGCUGCCAAGCAUGAUACCACCCUUGUCGACCGAGAAGAGACACCAAGAAUGCCAUGGCAUGAUUUGUCAUGCGCUGUGGUCGGUCCAAUUGCACGUGAUGCUGCACGCUUGUUCAUUGAGCGAUGGAAUUAUCUCAAGAGUACCAAGAGCAUGCAUCGUCCCGCUGUUCCUUUCCUCAUGCCAAAGGGUGAAUAUGUGGCUGCACGUGAUGAAAGCAAAUUCCAAGGCAAAUGCCGUGUCCAAUUGCUGCGAAGCGCUUCUAGCUGGAGUUCGGGAAUUACGCGAGAGCAUUCCAUUUACAAUGCUUACAUGGAAGCCAUCACUCAAGCCAAGCACUUUAUUUACAUUGAAAACCAGUUUUUCAUUAGCUCCACUGGUGAUGACAAGAUUGUUCACAACAAGAUUGGCCAAGCUAUUCUGAAUCGUAUCAAGCGUGCCCAUUACAACAAUGAAAAAUUCAAGGUCUUUAUCAUCAUUCCCCUUAUUCCAGCAUUUGAGGGUGACCUGACAUCCGGUGACUCAAUGGCAGCAAGAGGUGUGAUGCAUUUCCAAUAUGUCUCCAUAUCCCGUGGCGGUGAAUCCAUUUGCGAAAAGUUACGGGAGGAAGGUAUCGAGCCAUCGGAUUACAUUGGAUGGUACAGCUUGCGCAAUUGGGAUAAAAUUGUACCAAGAUUCCCCAAGAAAAAGACAAACGGCCAUGUACCAGCAGAGAACAAUGAUCAACAAGAAGACUUGUCAACCAUGUCGGAUGAUGAAAAGGAUGUGCACGCUGAACCUCCCACUGAAGAAGAGCACGACGAUCGUGAUUAUUAUGUGAGCGAGCUCGUUUACAUUCAUGACAAGUUGAUGAUUGUGGAUGAUCGUAUUGUUAUUAUUGGCUCUGCCAAUAUCAAUGACAGAUCCAUGUUGGGUAAUCGUGAUUCAGAAGUUGCCAUCUUUAUUGAGGACAAGGAAAUGAUCCCAUCGUAUUUGAAUGGCGAAUUGUACCAAGCUUCCAAAUUUGCUCACACACUUCGCAUGCAGCUUUGGAAAGAGCAUCUUGGCUUGCUUGACUUUAAUGACUGGGACGCCUUGAUGGAUGGAGACAAUCACGACGUGUUGCAAACGUGUACCUCGGAAGGACUUGGCUAUAACAGCAGCGCGUCAGGAGCAUGCAAUGAUGUUGAAGGAAACACGGCCGUGACGGAAGAUUUGGAUAUCAAGAAUUGUGAGGCGGGUGAAGCUGUACGUAUUCUUGAUCGUGUAAGCCGUACCAAGAGUAUUUAUGAUCGCUUUGGACAUGGGCCAAGAGGACACCAUCUUAAGGAAGCUGCUGCACUUGAUCCAUUGUCUGAUCGUGGCUACUACAACAUUUGGCGAAAGACAGCACGCAGCAACACUGAAAUUUAUCGUGAUCUCUUCCGUUGUGUGCCUGAUGACACGGUGCAUACCUUUGAUGAACAUCAUGCGUUUGUUUCCAAAGCACCUUAUGGCCAUGUUGCUGAUCCUGAUCGAUCUGCCAGCGAUAUUGAAGAAAAGCUCUCUGUUGUGCGUGGACAUUUGGUGGAAUUCCCGAUCGACUAUCUUAAGGAUGAAUCGCUUAUGAGCGCAGUGGAAUCAAUGGCACCCAUGGUUCUCUUUACAUAA